Molecule: messenger RNA, 1530 nt
Organism: Paracoccidioides brasiliensis Pb18
Exons: 4
Coding region: 1-1530 (509 amino acids)
Biological process (GO): mitochondrial respiratory chain complex I assembly
Cellular component (GO): mitochondrion
Molecular function (GO): protein-arginine omega-N symmetric methyltransferase activity
Source: RefSeq, a predicted model, not a curated record
AUGAGCAAUGGAUCCAUUUGCUUUCUCCUAUCACGCCUAGCGAGAGCAGGCCGGUAUCCUCGACUGGGAGGUGUCAAUGCAAAAAUUCAUCUGGUCCGGUGGUCAUCCACCUCCGCCCCAGACUCCGCUCCGCGGCAAUGGUCCACCCCGCUCGCAAAAACCAUUGCUGAAGCUAUAAGCGUUACGGGCCCUAUCUCCAUUGCAGCUUAUAUGCGGCAAUGCCUCACGUCCCCGGACGGCGGAUAUUACACAUCCCGCGGCCAGGAGGCGGAGGGCACGGAAGUUUUUGGUGCAAAGGGAGACUUCGUCACAUCACCAGAGAUUUCGCAGAUUUUUGGCGAGUUGCUGGGCAUUUGGACUGUGGCGGAGUGGAUGGGACAAGGGAGAAGGAAAGGCGGGGUGCAGAUUAUUGAGCUGGGGCCGGGGAAGGGGACGCUUAUGGCGGAUAUGCUGAGGUCUAUUCGCAAUUUCAAGACCUUUGCGUCGGCGAUUGAGGCUGUUUAUCUGGUUGAAGCUAGUACCGUUCUGCGAGAGGUUCAGCAUAAACUUCUCUGCGGAGACGCUCCAACGGAAGAGAUAGAGGUUGGAUAUAAAAGUACAAGUGUCCACCUGGGUGUUCCAGUAAUUUGGACCGAGCAUAUUAAGCUACUCCCCGACGAACCAGAUAAAACCCCCUUCAUAUUUGCCCACGAGUUUUUCGAUGCGCUCCCCAUCCAUGCAUUCCAGUCUAUAGAGACACCACCCCGCUCGCAGACCAUAAACACACCUACCGGUCCUGCUACCCUUCACAACCCGCCAGCCACCUCUAGCUCUCCCGCCACUCAAUGGAGAGAGCUCGUCGUUUCCCCCAACCCCGAGAUCCCCGAACUGAAAAGCGGAAAUGAGCCCGAAUUCCACCUCUCACUUGCUAAAUCACCUACACCAUCUUCCCUCGUCCUCCCCGAAAUGUCUCCGCGCUAUAAAGCUAUGAAAUCCACUCCUGGGUCAACUAUAGAAAUAAGCCCGGAAGGCCAGACGUGCGCCCAAGAUAUCGCACGGCGAAUAGGGGGCUCCUUUUCCUCCUCCUCUUCAGAACAAUCAAACAAGAAACGUGUCCCAUCCGGAGCCGCUCUAAUCCUCGAUUACGGUACCACAUCAACAAUCCCCAUAAACUCCCUCCGUGGUAUCCGGAAACACCAACUCGUUUCUCCCUUCGCCGUACCGGGGCAGGUCGACAUCAGCGCUAAUGUAGAUUUUACCGCGCUAGCGGAGGCAGCUAUUGACGCUAGUCCUGGUGUGGAGGUGUAUGGGCCAGUGGAGCAGUGUCAGUUUUUGGAGGCGUUGGGGAUUUCGAAGAGAGCGUCGCAGUUGUUGACGAAAGUUGAGGGGGAGGGGGGGGAGGAGAAGAGGAAGAGGAUUGAGAGCGGGUGGAAGAGGUUGGUGGAGAGGGGAGGUGGGGGGAUGGGCAAGUUGUAUAAAGCUCUGGCUAUCGUGCCGGAGAGUGGGGGGAGGAGGAGGCCCGUUGGAUUUGGGGUGAGUGUUUUGGGGUAG